GAGCUUAAGUUAAAAUUGGAAAGAAGCCAUGGGACUGAGCAGCUUUUCCUCUUUGGAAAUGCAAAGGCUUAACAGAAUUCUCCCCUUGUCAUCCUCGCUGCCCUUCACCCUGACCCUCACACCUUCCCAACAUUAGGGAAAGGCAGGAAGUUUUCCCUGAGGGUUUUCUUUGUGACGACACUGGUGGGGCAGAUUGAUCAAUGGGGAAAACCCCAUGUGAGAACACGCCUUCUGUGUACAUUCCCAAUAUUUGGCUAUAAGUAGGGCUGUUAUUAGAGCAGAACAGCACUCUCAGGGCACUGGGUCCACAGUGCUGAGCAGAUCUAUUCUUUGAGCUGAGAAUGAUGUGCAGUGGCAAGAGUUUGCUCCUGGCUGCCUUGGUGUCAGUGCUGCUCCUCCAUCUCUGCAGAGAGUCAAAAGCAAGCAACUUUGACUGCUGCCUACGAUAUACAGAGCAGGUCUUUCAUCACAAAUUCCUUGUGGGCUUCACACAGCAGUUGGCCAAUGAAGCCUGUGAUAUUGAUGCUGUCAUCUUUUACACAAAGAAGAAAUUAGCUGUAUGUGCAGAUCCAAAGAAGCCCUGGGUGAAGAAAGCUGUGCGUAUGCUCAGUCAAAGAGUCAAGAAGAUGUAAAAACAGAUGCUCUUCUGGAAUGGAAUUAGACACAGCUCAAGAAAAACAAGAUCCCACCUGGGAUUGGAAGUCUCACUUGCACAUUUUUCAGCACUACCUGACCUCUGCUUUAUUGGACUUGUCCAAUGGAUGAAGUUGAUUCAUAUUGCAUCAUAGUUUGCUUUGUUUAAGCAUCACAUUAGUUAUGCUCCAUUUUAUGUUAAGUUAUUUAUAGCAGUAGGUAUAGCUAUUUAAUAAUAAUUUCCCAUAAGCUAUGUGGCUUAGUGCAAGGUAUGGGAAUAAGAUUAUAUGGCCUUCUUGCAAGCAAUAAGCUAUUUUUUAAAAAAACUAUUUAACAUUCUUCUGUGUACAUAAUUUUGUCUCCUAAAUUGUAAUGAUAUUUUAAAAGACAGAAAUGAUUAUAAGAAGGAUUAAUAUUAAAAAUAAAACAAAAACACAAAAAUUUA
Molecule: messenger RNA, 1078 nt
Organism: Marmota monax (woodchuck)
Lineage: Eukaryota; Metazoa; Chordata; Mammalia; Rodentia; Sciuridae
Gene: Ccl20
Product: C-C motif chemokine ligand 20
Exons: 4
Coding region: 342-632 (96 amino acids)
Biological process (GO): immune response; cellular response to type II interferon; monocyte chemotaxis
Cellular component (GO): extracellular region
Molecular function (GO): CCR chemokine receptor binding; chemokine activity
Source: RefSeq, a predicted model, not a curated record